Molecule: messenger RNA, 2366 nt
Organism: Daphnia pulicaria
Lineage: Eukaryota; Metazoa; Arthropoda; Branchiopoda; Diplostraca; Daphniidae
Gene: DopEcR
Product: probable G-protein coupled receptor 21
Exons: 3
Coding region: 572-1801 (409 amino acids)
Biological process (GO): G protein-coupled receptor signaling pathway
Cellular component (GO): membrane
Molecular function (GO): peptide binding; G protein-coupled receptor activity
Source: RefSeq, a predicted model, not a curated record
CCAGGAGCAGCAGGAGCAGCAACGCUCUCGCUCGGGCUCUUCCACAUCCCCCUUUUCCUAUUAUAUAUAUAUAUUUAUUAUAUAUAUUAUACAUAUAUUAUAUAUAUAUAGAAACUCUCUAGUGUGUUGUGUGUUUCGAUCGUCGUUUUCUUCCGUGUCGCUGUGUGCUCAGUGUCUCUUGUGUGUGUGCAACAGUCUCCUAGAUUUUCUUUUUCUUUUUCUUUCCGGGAGAAAUUCUUAUUGGUUUAAAUUUUAAAAAAAAGGAAAAGAAAAGAAAAUCGAUCGAAAAGUGAGCGAAAUCAAAGGGCAAUUCGAUCAGUUUUUUUUUGUGCUGGAGUCGGAGGAAUAACAGCGGGACUUGUCUCCCGCCAUCAUGAACCAGACAAUUGCUGAUUGGCGGCUGCAACUGACUAGUAGUUGGUCGUCACGGUGGAGCGCCAUCUACUGUGCGGCCGUCGGCGGAGAGGACGAAGAGGAAGACGACGACGUGUUGCGGCGGUUGUUGCCUUCGCAUCAGCAGCAGCAGCAGCAAGGCAGCCCGGGCUGGUCAGCCAAAUCGGCCCCUUAGAAAAUGCUCAUCUCUCUCGGAUCUGUCGAAGGAUGGCAGUCAUCGGUCGCAGAAUCGGCAGCAGCAGCAGCAGCGUCCUCAGCUUCUUCGGCGGCCUCGCAGGCCGUCACGGCCGCAGUCUCGGCCGUGGCCGCCGUCUCGGCCGCCGCCCACCAGUCGUCCAUCGGAGCCGCUGCAAGUGGUGGCGGAGGUUCGCCCAGCGGGGCCACCGACGUCAUCCUCACGGCAGAGAAUCUGACCCAGGCGGUCAUCAUCCUCAUCCUGGACGUGGUCAUCAUCUGCUCCAAUCUCCUCAUCAUCGCCACACUCGCCACAGGAUCAGGUGGCGAAGUGAUGAACUAUUACCUGAUCAGUUUGGCGGCGGCCGACCUGCUGGCCGGCCUUUUGGUCGUGCCGCUGUCCAUCUACCCGGCGUUGACGGACAGCUGGCCGCUGGGUGACGUGUUGUGCUCGAUCGCCGGCUACGUGGAAGCGACUCUGUGGGCCGUCUCAGUGUACUCGUUCAUGUGGAUAUCGGUGGACCGCUAUUUGGCCAUCCGCAAGCCUUUGCGCUACGAAACGGUGCAGACGCCGUCGCGCUGCCAGUGCUGGGUCAUCUUCACGUGGCUGACGUCCAUGCUGGCCUGCUGUCCGCCAUUGCUCCAGGGCUCGACCGGCUACGCCAGCGGGGCUCCUUACUUCGACCCGGAGGCCUUCGUCUGCCACCUCAACUGGACGGGCAUGUCGGCCUACUCGGUGACGCUGGUCAUCCUGGUCCUCUGUCCGACCCUGGCCACCGUGGCCUACACCUACUUCUACAUCUUCAGCUCCAUGCGCAAGAUGCGGAGCUCCUUGCUGCAGCAGGACAAGGAAUACGCGACGGCCCUGAGCGAGAACCUCUCCAACCCGACCCACCUCAUGUCCUUCAUCCUGGUGAUGACCUUUUGGCUGUCGUGGCUGCCGUUCAUCUGCCUGACUUUGUACGAGUACCUGGCCCAGCACCGGAUCGACUCCAUCCCAUUCCUCCACUUCACCGUCUUCUGGCUGGGCAUCUGCAACUCGUUCUUCAAGCUCUUCAUCUACGUGGCCAUGAGCCCGCUCUUCCGGCACAAGCUCAGAAUCUUCUGUCUCUCCUAUCUCUGUUGCGGGGCCGCCAAGAGAAACAGCGCCAACAACAGGAGACCGCUCACUUCCGGAUCGGCAAACAGGAACCACCAUCAUCAUCACAAUAAUGAAAUCAUCUACAGACGGUGAUUUUUCAAAAAUAUUUUUAUGAUUUAUUAUAUAAUAAUAAUAAUACCCGGCAAAUUUCAAAAAGAAAAAAGCUAGAACAUUUUCUAUAUAUUGUGAUGAUAUAUCCAAUUUUGAAAACAUUUUAAAAAAAGACCAGAACAAUAUAACUUCCGCUAAAAAAAAAGUUUUUUUAAAAAAUAAGAAAUUAUGGACAGUGUCGAGAGACGAUUCUGCUCAGGUUUUCAAUUUUUUUUAAUUCCAAAAUUUCAAAAAAUUUAAAAAUAAAAAAAAAAAAUUGAAAGACAACCAUGGCCGGCAUCCAACUAUUUUUGUGUAGACGGUUGACUUCUAUAUAAUUAAUCUUGUAUCGUAGGUUAUAUAUAUAUAUAUUAUAUAUAUUAUACAUAAAUAUGAUGGGUGUUUUGUAAUUUGUAUACAUAAUAAUUUUACCAGUAGGCCAAAUAUGUUUUUUGUUUUAUUGUUUUGCAAUGAAAGAACGGGGAAAAAACAGGGACGGUCGACAAACAUAUUUCCAGAAAAUAGGCUUUGAAUAAAAAUGUAGAAUUAAAUAUUUCCCCCCCCCCCC